Loa loa (African eye worm) is the source of this 896-nucleotide messenger RNA. Its product is annotated as glia maturation factor BmGMF. Gene Ontology annotation, biological process: actin filament debranching; negative regulation of Arp2/3 complex-mediated actin nucleation. Gene Ontology annotation, cellular component: actin cortical patch. The record is from RefSeq and is a predicted model, not a curated record. The transcript has 7 exons. Lineage: Eukaryota; Metazoa; Nematoda; Chromadorea; Rhabditida; Onchocercidae. Gene Ontology annotation, molecular function: actin binding; Arp2/3 complex binding. The coding region runs from base 198 to 554 and encodes 118 amino acids.
AGAACAUCUUUUGCAUUUCUCAGAGACUUAUCUGUGCUUUUAAAAAAUCUUAACGCCGUUGAAAGAAGAGUAAAGUUCAGAUCGUGAGGUCAUCGUGGGCAAUUCUGUCGUAGAACACUGUCUGGAUGGACUUGUGUCAUCGUGUAUUGUGGUCGAAGAAUUGAUCAAAGGUGUGCUCUACUAUUCCAUCAUUCAAAAUGACGGGUGCACUAAAAAUAUGUGCGAUACCGGCGGAUCUGAAAGACGAGUUGGAGAGAUUUCGAUUUAGCAGAAAACGCUCAACAAAUGCCUUGAUAUUGAAGAUUGAUCCAGCGAAACAGCUCAUUAUGGUGGAUCAAAAACUUGAGGAUUGCGAUCCAAGUAUGAUCUGUGAUGAAUUACCAGUGCAACAGCCACGGUAUAUUGUAAUAAGCUAUAAGCGUGUACACGAUGAUGGACAUCUUUCAUAUCCACUCUGUCUUGUGCUCUACAGUCCAUCAGGAUCCAACCCACAAUUGCGAAUGAUGUAUGCUGGUAGUAGAAACAAUUUGGCGAAGGAGUGUGAGCUUAAUUAGGAAUUUGGAAAUUCGAGAACCAGAUGAACUAACAAAAGAGUUGUUGGAAUCAAAAUUGUAGAUUGCAACCUCCAUAUCACACCUCAUUUCGAUCUUUUUUAAACUUUCUGACCAUACGAAGCAUUUUGUCCAUUUGUCCUUUAUUUAGUCUUGUUUUUUGUUUUUUUUUUUAAAUUGUAGAUUGCAUCCUCCAUAUCACACCUCAUUUUGACCUUUUUUAAACUUUCUAACCAUGCGAAGCAUUUUGUCCAUUUGUCCUUUAUCUAGUUUUGUUUUUCUCAAUUUAGCUAUGAAUACUAAAAAAUCAAGGAAAGGUUUUCAUUAUUAGAGAGAAUAUUCCAU